Molecule: messenger RNA, 2390 nt
Organism: Rhodamnia argentea
Lineage: Eukaryota; Viridiplantae; Streptophyta; Magnoliopsida; Myrtales; Myrtaceae
Product: serine/threonine-protein kinase STY17-like
Exons: 16
Coding region: 317-1981 (554 amino acids)
Biological process (GO): protein phosphorylation
Molecular function (GO): protein kinase activity; ATP binding
Source: RefSeq, a predicted model, not a curated record
CUGAGAAAGCAGUAGGAAUCUCUCUCUUCUUUCUCUCUCUAGGCUCGCCUCUGCCGCACUGUUGUAGCCAUGGACGAAACUGCCCUCGGUUUCUCCACCGAACGCCCAACGGCUCCCUCCCCCUUGUCCUCCCAGAUUCCAUCAACAGUCAAAGAUCCUCUCCUCUGCUGAUCGAGAGAGCUCUCUCUCUCUCUCUCUGUUACCUCGCGCUUUCUCUCUCUUCCCCACCCCCGCCCCCGUUCCGCGGCGCUGAUGGCGGAGGGAGGCUUCGUUUGACGCCUCGAGCUCGGGCGCGGUUCGUUCGUUUUGUCAGUAGAUGGAUUUGAUCGAAGGAGUCGGAGAGAGCUCGUCCCCGCCGAGGAGCUUCGUCGGGAGCCUGAGCGGGAACUUCGACGUGAGGAACGACGUGUACGCUCGGCUGGUGGAGACCGGCAAUGAGGAGGCCGUGAGCAAUCCGGAGUUCCGCGAGCUUCUGGAGGCUCACUUCAAUAGAUUGCCGUCUAGUUAUUUGCUUGAUGUCAAUAUGGAUAGAGUGGAGGAUGUAUUGUUGCAUCAGAAACUUCUUAUACAGGCCAAAGAGCCAGGCAAGCGUCCUGUUUUCCAUGUUCGUUUCUUGGAGAACAUUCCUGUCAAGGCCGAUGGCAGCGAUGAUUUACAGUUGACAAGUACUUCAAAAGGACCAUGUUAUGAUGAAGACAAUGCAGCCAUUUUGCCAUCAGAGAAUAACAGCAAUGGUGAUGUUGCGAAUGAAUUUGAACCUUGCUCUAAGCUUGAGGACCUGAAUUUGGAUGUUAGAAAGAUCUCCAAUGACGUGCAUGGAAUAUAUCCUCCAGAGACAAACUCGAAAUGGCAAGAGAUAUCUAAUAUUCCCAUUCACGAAGUGAUAUUUUCUACAGUCGAUAAACCAAAGCUUCUUAGUCAGCUUUCUGCUUUGCUCUCUGAUAUAGGACUUAACAUCCGGGAAGCGCAUGUGUUCUCCACCACUGAUGGCUACUCCUUGGAUGUGUUUGUUGUGGACGGAUGGUACUCUGAGGAUACGGAAGGUUUGAAUGAAGCAAUGGUAAAAGCUAUUGCUAGAAACAAGGAAUCAUGGUCUGGUUCAUCACAUUCUAAUUCAGCUGUAGAAAAAGCUUUAGCAGCACAUGCCAAGUCUGCUGACGGUGAAAUAGAUAGGAGAUUACUCAAGAUAGGGGAGAGAAUUGGUUCUGGCUCUUGUGGAGAUUUGCAUCGAGGAGAUUAUCUUGGCCAAGAUGUUGCAGUUAAAAUCCUUAAGUCUGAGCAGUUAAAUGAUACUUUGCAGGAUGAGUUUGCUCAAGAAGUGGCAAUCCUAAGGCAGGUUCAGCACAAAAAUAUUGUUCGUUUUAUUGGUGCAUGUACCAAGCCUCCUCACUUCUGUAUUGUAACUGAGUAUAUGCCUGGAGGGAGUCUGUACAGCUACUUGCAUAAGAAUCAUAAUGUCUUAAAGCUCCCUCAGUUGCUAAAAUUUGCAAUUGAUGUCUGUGAAGGCAUGGAAUAUCUGCAUAAAAGCAAUAUAAUUCAUAGGGACUUGAAGACAGCAAAUUUGCUAAUGGACAACCAUAAUGUUGUUAAAGUUGCUGAUUUUGGUGUCGCUCGAUUUCAAAGCCAAGGUGGAGUGAUGACUGCAGAAACAGGAACUUACCGGUGGAUGGCUCCUGAGGUUAUAAACCAUCAACCAUAUGAUGAGAAAGCAGAUGUCUUCAGCUUUGCUGUUGUACUUUGGGAAUUGAUAACAGCCAAGAUUCCUUACGAAAACUUGACUCCACUUCAAGCUGCUCUGGGAGUGAGACAAGGACUGCGUCCGGAACUUCCUGAGAAUGCACACCCCAAACUGCUUGAGGUGAUGCAAAGAUGUUGGGAGGCAGAACCAGGCAAAAGACCUGCUUUUUGUGAGAUAACCGUCGAAUUGGAACAUCUUCUUCAGGAAGUCCAGGAACUCCCCCAAGUAGCGAAUGGAAAGUGAAUAGUAUCACACGUGAUUAUGUACCGGAUUUGCACAGUAAAUGGCUGAGAAUCCUCCUUUUUCCACCCAAUAGUUAUACAGGUUACGUUGUACAAUAGAGAGAGUGAGAGUGGCACGAGUAAAUACAGAAAGUAGAAAUACCAGAGUUAUACUGACUGCUUUUCCGACUGACCUAGGGCAACGCGGGUUGUAAACAUUUGAUAUCGCCUACAUUAAUAUAAUUAAAGGGGUUUGUGUUUCAUGGGGAGAAGAAUGAUGAAGUGGGGUGCCUCGGUACCUAUGCGUGGAAUGGGAUGUUCUUCGAUUUUGGAUAGCUCAAUGUAUUAUCAGGUAUUAAGAUUCACAUAUAUGUAUUUGAUCAAUUUCGGCUCCCAAGGUCUUGAAAUUUUUCUAGUUGCAUUGUAGGUCA